UGGCGGGGGAGAGGGGGUGGGGGAGGCGGUGCCUCGGGUCACGUGGGGUCACCCGCCCCGCCCACCGCUUCCUUAUCCGCGGGGUCCGGCCUGCCCGCGUGCGCACGUGUCCUGUCCAUCUCCUCUCUCCGCGACCCCGCGCAGCAGCCAUGGCUCCCGCCCAGCUUGCCCUGUUCAGUGUGUCUGACAAAACUGGCCUGGUGGAGUUUGCCAGAAACCUCGCGUCUCUUGGUCUGAGUCUAGUGGCUUCCGGAGGCACGGCAAAAGCAAUCAGGGAUGCUGGCCUAGCAGUCAGAGAUGUGUCUGAGCUAACAGGAUUUCCUGAAAUGCUAGGGGGGCGUGUGAAAACCUUACAUCCUGCUGUCCAUGCUGGAAUCCUGGCACGAAAUAUUCCAGAAGAUAAUGCUGACAUGGCCAGACUUGAUUUCAACCUUAUAAGAGUUGUUGCCUGUAACCUGUACCCCUUUGUGAAGACUGUGGCUUCUCCAGAUGUAACUGUUGAGGCAGCUGUUGAGCAAAUUGAUAUUGGUGGAGUGACCUUACUGAGAGCUGCAGCCAAAAACCACGCUCGAGUGACCGUUGUCUGUGAACCAGAGGACUAUGCGAAGGUGGCUGCAGAGAUGCAGAACUCUGAUAAUAAGGACACUUCCCUGGAGACCAGGCGUCACUUGGCCUUGAAGGCGUUUACUCAUACCGCACAAUAUGAUGAAGCGAUUUCAGAUUACUUCAGGAAACAGUACAGUAAAGGAAUUUCUCAGAUGCCCUUGAGGUAUGGGAUGAACCCCCAUCAGACUCCUGCCCAGCUGUAUACGCUGAAGCCCAAGCUUCCCAUCACAGUUCUCAAUGGAGCCCCAGGAUUCAUAAACUUGUGUGAUGCUUUGAAUGCCUGGCAGCUGGUGAAGGAACUGAGAGAAGCAACAGACAUUCCAGCUGCAGCUUCUUUCAAGCAUGUCAGCCCAGCAGGUGCUGCUGUUGGAGUUCCACUCAGUGAAGAUGAGGCCAGAGUCUGCAUGGUGUAUGACCUCUAUCCAACCCUCACGCCUCUGGCCACUGCAUAUGCAAGAGCAAGAGGGGCUGAUAGGAUGUCUUCAUUUGGUGAUUUCAUUGCAUUAUCUGACAUUUGUGAUGUCCCGACUGCAAAAAUUAUCUCCAGAGAAGUGUCAGAUGGCAUUGUUGCCCCAGGAUAUGAAGAGGAAGCCUUGAAAAUACUUUCUAAAAAGAAAAAUGGAAAUUACUGUGUUCUCCAGAUGGACCAGUCCUACAAACCGGAUGAAAAUGAAAUUCGAACACUCUUUGGUCUUCGUUUAAGCCAGAAGAGAAAUAAUGGUGUCAUCAACAAGGCAUUAUUUAACAAUAUUGUCACCAAGAAUAAAGAUCUGCCGGAGUCUGCCCUCAGGGACCUCAUUGUAGCCACCGUCGCUGUCAAGUAUACUCAGUCUAACUCCGUGUGCUAUGCCAAGGACGGGCAGGUUAUUGGCAUCGGAGCGGGACAGCAGUCUCGGAUACAUUGUACCCGCCUUGCAGGUGAUAAGGCAAACGCUUGGUGGCUUCGACACCAUCCACGAGUGCUUUCCAUGAAGUUCAAAACCAUGGUGAAGAGGGCAGAAGUCUCCAAUGCCAUUGAUCAAUAUGUGACCGGUACCAUUGGUGAGGGUGAAGACCUGGACAAAUGGAAAGCCAUGUUUGAGGACGUUCCUGAGUUACUCACUGAGGCAGAGAAGAAGGAAUGGGUCGACAAGCUGACCGGCGUUUCCGUCAGCUCUGAUGCCUUCUUUCCUUUCAGGGAUAAUAUAGACAGAGCUAAAAGGAGUGGCGUGGCCUACGUUGUGGCUCCAUCUGGAUCUGCCGCUGACAAGGUUGUGAUUGAGGCGUGCGAUGAGCUGGGGAUGGUCUUGGUGCACACGGAUCUUCGGCUCUUCCACCACUGAUCUUAGUUUACAUCGUCUCCUAGUUUGCAUAUGGGUAGUGGAUAAUCAGUAUGGGGUUUUGAGAGUACCUUUGUAAACAAUGAAGCGUGUGCAUCUUAAUAAUUGGGUCUAUAGAUUUAGGUAGUUGGGCCUUACUUAUCUGAAAGGCAAAGACUCCUGAGACACCACAUACAGAGGUUUGUGUGUGCAGAACCUGAAAGCAGCUCUCCCUCCUGGAGCCCAGCUUUCAUCACAGUCCCUGUGUGCCACCUGAAAGUGCAAGUAAUCCACAGAAGCCAAGCUGCCUUAGGAUGGCACAUCCCACUGGGGAUUGCUCUCCUCAAGGCUCCUUUCAUCGUGCCUCUGAGAAGGUUGGUUGUUUGCCUCCUUGACAAACAGCCAGUUCUCCCCCGGGAGCUGGAUCUGUAGCAGGGUCUAGAUAAUGCUGACACUGCUUUUCCUUUCUUGGGUGCAGUGUUGCCCAUCAUCUUCCCCCCAGACCCGCUUGAGAACUGUGUUAGGUGUUUACUAACCUGUCUGGUACCUUCAGAUGGACCCAGUGUUCUACUUAGAGCUUUUUCACCCUACGUGAACGCAGAGGGUGUAUGGGGGGCCCUGCUUUUGUAGUCCUGACUGUUUACCUGGAGGAUGCCUGUGGUCAGCUGUAACCUUUGGUCAGUUAACCUCAGUGGGUUAGUCCUGCCUUCUUUCCACUCUCUAAAUUAAAUAAAAUAAAAUAAAAAAUGCACAA
Meriones unguiculatus (Mongolian gerbil) is the source of this 2658-nucleotide messenger RNA. It is a transcript of the gene Atic, whose product is annotated as 5-aminoimidazole-4-carboxamide ribonucleotide formyltransferase/IMP cyclohydrolase. NCBI's taxonomy places the organism in Eukaryota, Metazoa, Chordata, Mammalia, Rodentia, Muridae. The coding region runs from base 150 to 1928 and encodes 592 amino acids. Gene Ontology annotation, cellular component: cytosol. The transcript has 16 exons. The record is from RefSeq and is a predicted model, not a curated record. Gene Ontology annotation, molecular function: phosphoribosylaminoimidazolecarboxamide formyltransferase activity; IMP cyclohydrolase activity. Gene Ontology annotation, biological process: 'de novo' IMP biosynthetic process.